AUGGAGGAGAUGACAAAGAGGAAACAGCCAGCACAGGACGGAGACGACGAGGGCGGCGCCGCUGGAGGCCGAAGCGGGGACGAAGAGCACCGGGAGGUAACCGACGAAGAAGUGGAUGAAUUUUUCUCCGUUCUUCGGCGGUUGCAUGCGGCCUCGAAGAGCUUCGCUGGCGGAGGCGACCGCCGAGACAACAAGCGGAAGAAGAAGGUGAGGAGGGGAGAGGAGGAGGAAGCCAAGGCGGCUGCGAGGUGGCGGCCGAGGUUCACCUUGGAGGACUUCGAGGCUAUCGGAGAUGGCGGCGUCGUCGUCUCCGAUGGGGCGGCAAGUGGUUGCAGGACGGCGGCGGAGGACCCGAUCCGUCUGGACUUGGACUUGAACGCCGAGCCCGUCGUCGAAGACCACGACUGGCAGCGAUGGUUGCGGUGA
Musa acuminata subsp. malaccensis (wild Malaysian banana) is the source of this 426-nucleotide messenger RNA. Its product is annotated as protein NIM1-INTERACTING 2. Lineage: Eukaryota; Viridiplantae; Streptophyta; Magnoliopsida; Zingiberales; Musaceae. The record is from RefSeq and is a predicted model, not a curated record. Gene Ontology annotation, biological process: regulation of systemic acquired resistance.